AUGCACAUAUUACUAUUUAUGUGUUUUUUAUCAGUAUGCUUACAAAUAAUUGUAAUAAUUUAUGCUCUACGAUAUGUUCGUCGUCAUGCAAGCGAAUGCUAUAUGCAUAUUUUUUUACUUAAUAUGACAUUAGCUGAUUUCAUGCUAACUGGUUAUACUAAUUUUUAUUUACAAUUUUUUGGUGUUGCAUUACCAAUGGAAUUUUUGAUUGACAUGGAAACGAUCAGAAUACAAUUUUCAUACCAUGUGAAUUUAAUGAUGCAUUUUUUACUGUGGUUGGGAACUUCGGUAUCAGGAUUGAGCUUGGUUCUGUUGAACAUUGACAAAUUAAUCUUUUUCAAAUUUCCUCUAAGAUAUGCCGAAUUAAUCACGCGAAAUCGAGCGUAUCUAAUGGCGUGUAGUACGUGGAUUCUGAGCACACUUUUUAUUUAUCUGGCCUUCCAUACAAGAGCUCUCAUUUGUCGAUAUAACUGUGAACGACUUACCACUGACAAUAGUCGUUAUGGUCCAUUAAUGUACCUCUUAUUUACAUUCUUCGUUUCCGCUUUUCCCGCUCUUUCUUCACUUAUGGUCGCGCUUUAUUUAUUACGCAUUGUUAAUAUGCAUAAGAAACAUAUUGCUGAAGAACAGAAGCUUUAUGCUAUUAGUGGUUCACGAAAAAGUACAGCGAUAAAAUCCGGAAUGCGCACAUUUUAUUUCAUUUUUAUUUCUACUAUUUUUACGGUGCUUACGUUGACACCGUAUCGGUUGGUGACAUUAUAUCGAACAAUUAUUGAUAAGGAUACUGAAAUCAGGACGUGUAUCAGUGUUUUUAUCAGUAUACUUACUUAUUAUGCAAUGGAUUUAAAUCCGAUUCUGAAUCCGCUGUUGACAGUUACUGUAUUACCGCAGUAUCGUAUACGUUGCUUGGACUUUCUGAUUCAUCUGAAACGCAGAAACAAUGAUAAAAUGAUCGAAAAAUAA
This is a messenger RNA of Thelazia callipaeda (thelaziosis nematode), 963 nucleotides long. The record is from the annotation of a GenBank genome assembly. Lineage: Eukaryota; Metazoa; Nematoda; Chromadorea; Rhabditida; Thelaziidae.